AUGGACGGACCGACGCUGGCCUGCGGUGGCACUUCGCUGGUGAAGACGACCACGCUCAUUUCCCCACAGAAUGCGGGCACCAACGGUUUGACGUGCGUCUAUACCAUCCGCUCGCUGAAUCUACGCAUCUGCCAGCUUCGCCUCGACUUUAACUCGUUCAGCCUGGCCCAACCGACGCUCGAUCCGUACCCGACGUGCAUCAACGAUGUGCUGACGGUGGACGGUUUGAACUUCAAUCUUUGCGGUGAAAACUCGGGCCAGCACGUGUAUGUUCCAUUCAACCCAACGAGCGCCGAUCGUACGCUGACGAUUGCGUUCCGGAUCGCGAGCCGGGCCCAGAUACCGACGCUCGGCAAUCCGCACUGGAGUGUGCGCGUCCAGCAGUUGGAAUGUCCGACGGGAUUGCCGGCAGGUGGAUUGCGUUCACUGCUCGAACCUGAAUCAGCGCUCAACGGUGUCGCACCAAGGACCACUCACGAUCUCAGUGCAUUGGCCCCGGUCGGUUGUCUCCAGUACUUCACGGAACCAAGCGGUACAGUGGAAUCGUUCAAUCUCGGUGGUAACGGUGUCGGCCCAUAUCUUGGUGGGCUCAGUUACGCCAUUUGCUUCCAACGGACCCGUUCGACCCACCAGCUACAUUUCAGCACGUCCACCUUCGAGCUCGGCUAUAGCGCUAAUCCGACCGAGACGAACGUUGGGUUCGACGAGCUGUGCUACUCGAACGUAGCGUCACCGGGCCGCUCCGAGGACAAUCUGCAUAUCCCGAACGCGGUUGUCCAGCUACCGACGGCUACGCCACGGCUGCGUGCCGAGCGGUUCUGUAGCCGCAGCCUUCUGAAUGCGGACGUUGAGGUAACAUCCCCGGGACCGUUUAUGAUGUACUUCAACAGUGAUCGACAGUUUGAUGCGUCCCGCCCGGAAGCUGGCUUCCGGGUGCACUACCAUCUGUCCUAG
Molecule: messenger RNA, 954 nt
Organism: Anopheles darlingi
Lineage: Eukaryota; Metazoa; Arthropoda; Insecta; Diptera; Culicidae
Exons: 5
Coding region: 1-954 (317 amino acids)
Source: RefSeq, a predicted model, not a curated record